AGUACGGCCAAAUGCUCACUAGCUCCAACCAGGCCUCUCUCUAUCUCUCUACUUUCUCGCUCUGUAAUCUGUAUAUGAUUCUGUACAGUCUCUCUCAGCUUUGGAGUUUGUGGAAUCAAAAGCCAUUUCGAGAUUAGAAUUCGAUGCGAUCUCUUCUCUCCUCUUCUUCGUCCUCUGCGAGCUCUCUUUCACAACUUUUUGAUCUUUGGUUGCUCUCAGUGUCACACUGAGACCUUUGUGCCACCGACACGUUUUGCUUCGUCUUCAGGAUACAGAAGUUUCCGAUAAUGGCUACUUUCUCUUCUACAUUUCAGCGAUUACUCCUGAAACGAUUGUGUCCGUGUGAACAGUGAAUAUCAUCGUCUUUUCUGCUCACAAGCUUUCACAACAACCAACCAACCGGCAGAUCGACAAACUAUUUGAAUCUCUUAUCAUGCCAUCUGAGAUACAGCUGAUCCUUGUGUCUUACCAGGCAUAUGGGAUUCCGUUUAGAGCUUAAGAAAAAUUCAAAGGGAUCGUCAAACUUCAGGAAGAAUGGAGAAUCGAUUAUUGCCCCAAGCAAGCCAAGGUACAAAAUUGCGAGACAAGUUGAAAAUGGAGAAAUCUAACUCGUCUUACACUGAUAUCCAUUCUGAAGUAAUAAUAAACAUUGUAACUGAUAUCCCAUCAACAUCUUCAGGGAAUCACCAUAAGCAACAAGUUGGAAGAAAGACAACUGUGAAUAAAGAGGUGGUUAAAUAUAUCUCAACUUUGCCAAAUUAUUUGGAAAGGGGAGAAAACCUUCAGGAGAAAGCUUUUAAUGUUGGGGUCCUUGACUGGCGCCGUUUAGAAAAUUGGCAGCAUAACCUUAAACAGGUCCCUGAUAGAUGUAGCAAGGAUUCACCAUCCAGCAGCAAUACCACCUCAUUUUUCUCGACAGAUGGAUCAUCUAUCCAUUCAAGCAGAGGACACAGUUGCUCUCCUGCUCAUCCAAGGAUGCACCAGCCCACACUACAAUCUCAUCUGAAUGCAUCACCGGAAGAAGGCUGUUCUCAAGGUGUCAAAACCUUUACAGAUGUUGGAACGAUUCAAGAUCUCAAAGCUGCCUCGUCCGAUCCCUUGAAAGGGAAGCAAAGUAUCCUCAGGAUAUGUCACUCUAUUGAUGAAAAGCAUUCAGAAAUCAAGCUGAAGGAAUGCAAGAGUUCAGACCCACAGAUAGUUCCCAAAACAAGAAUGUCCCUGGAUUCGGAAAUUUUCAGGGUGGCACCACAUUUAAAAGGAAAAAUGAAGAUUCAAGAAGUUAAAUCCACAGGAGGAAUGGAGAAGUUGCCGGAACCAUAUUAUGAUAUCAUUGAUCACAAUUGCCCUGGAACCGACAAUUCAGUGGUUCUCUGUUUACCCAGAGAUGACAAAGAAAAUAGUCAUUCUGCAACAUCCUGCUUUUCUGAUUCGACAGCAAUAAAUAGUCAAAAAUCAAGUGAAGCAAAUCAAAGAAGCUUCCAGGAAGUAUCUUUUUCUGAAGAGGUUUACAAUGCAGAGGUCUACCAUGACAUUCCAUGUUCAUGCCCCAUGCCUUGUGAAGGUGGUGACAAUAAAAACUUGAAGAUGAAACAAGCCAACUCCACAGAUGUAAAGAGUGUCAAGUGUUCACAUAAACCAUCACAACCUUCACUAUCUUCUGUAAGAUUAUCAUCCAGUCCGUCCAGAGGCAAAAAUCUGGAAGAGAAGUCAUCAAAGAUCAUGUCUACAGAUUCAACUUUAAUUAAGUCUUCCGAGGAAUCAGAUCUCAAAAUGGGCACUGUAGCAGCUGCUAAAUCGAGAAAGCCUUCUCCAACACGUCUAUUUAGCAUAGGCUUGGGUAGGAAUGGCAGAAGUUCUGGCCACAGAGAUGGUUCAGCUAUAUCACAAUUGAGCUCCAGGCAUAUUUCUGCUAAAUCUGACUCAGAGAAAGCUGUGGCUCCUCGCUCAGAUAACUCAAAUAGCCAUCUGCAGAAUGGUAGUAGUACAGCCCGGUCCUGCCCUUUGAGAUUAUCAUCCAGUCCAUCCAGAGGCAAAAAUCUGGAAGAAAAGUCGUCAAAGAUAAUGUCUACAAAUUCAACUUUAGUGAAGUCUUCUGCAGAAUCAGAUCUGAAAAUGGGCACUGUAGCAGCUGCUAAAGUGAGAAAUCCUUCUCCAACGCGUCUAUUUAGCAUUGGCAUGGGCAAGAAUGUCAGCUCCAGAAAUAUUUCUGCUAAAUCGGGGUUGGAGAAAGCUGUGGCUCCUCCUUGCUCAGAUAAUUCGAACAACGAUAUGCAGAAUGGUAGUAGUAAAGCCCGAUCCAGCCCUUUGAGAAGGUUACUGGACCCAUUGCUUAAGGCGAAGGCAACAAAUUCCCAUGACUCCACACAGUCAUCACGGAAAGAUUCUUCAUCAGCAGAUAGGGCCUGCAACUCAUCUCAUGGACGAGGAGAAUCUUCGACUCUUCACUCAAUGAAAGUAAAAUUCGAUUUGAGGAGUUGUAGGUCCAUUAAUGUUGAUGAUUCACGGCACAAUGAUAAGCAUGGAUCAUCAACAGUGCAAGCUCUUCUGCAGAUUGCCAUAAAGAAUGGCCAUCCUCUGUUUACAUUUGCCGUUGACAAUAAUGGUAACAUUCUAGCAGCCACAAUGAGAAAGUUAAGUACUUCUAAAAAGGAUGACGACAGCUGGAUUUAUACAUUCUUCACUAUUCGUGAGAUGAAGAAAAAGAAUGGUUGUAUAAAUCAAGGGAGCAAAGGCAAAGGUCAGGGUUAUGUCCCUAACGUUGUUGCCCAACUGAAGGUUACUGAUUCUCAGUUCUCUAAGUUGAUCGGACACAAGUGUACGGAACAAUUUAGCAUUAGGGAGUUUGUUUUGUUCGCUGUGGACCCUAGAGAGUCGGAUCAGCAAACAUCAGACUUCCAGCCAAAUGAUGAGCUUGCAGCCAUUAUUGUCAAGUUCCCUGAACAGACUGCUAAAAAUCUGGACCAAGAUGGGCAGCAGAGCGAUAGCUUCAGUUACCAAUCAAUGAUUGGUCUGAAAGAGCCAUUAUCAGAGGUCAGAAGCAAUUCUAAUUCUAGGGAUGACAAAGAGAAUGGAUCUUCUAACGGAAGUCAAGACCUUUUUAGCACAACAGUUCUUCUGCCCGGUGGUAUUCAUGGACUACCAAGUAAAGGAGAACCUUCAUCACUGAUUGAACGAUGGAAAUCGGGAGGGUUGUGUGAUUGUGGAGGUUGGGAUAUGGGUUGCAGAAUUAGGGUUUUGUCAAACCAAAUUCGACUUAGUCGGAGAUCAAGUUCAUCCAUAGUUCAUCCCACUGAAGGACUAUUUGAGCUUUUCUCUCAGGGAGAACCUCUGGAAAAUAGGCCUGCCUUUAGCUUGUCCGCAUUCAAGGAUGGAUUAUUUUCUGUUGAAUUCAAUUCUUCACUCAGCCUUCUACAAGCAUUCUCUAUAUGUAUAGCAGUUUUAAAUAGUAGGAAAGCAUACAGAUUUCCAGAAUCAAGUAACUUGUUUGAAGAGAAAUCAUCCGAAGAAACGACAUUUUCGGAAAUUGAUGGAACAAAAGGUUCUUGACUGUAUCAAAAGCAUAGUUUGCACAGAAAGUAUGUCAUAAUUGGGCUCAGGUUGUACAGUUUUUAUUUUGCUGUUGGCUAAACAACUCAGUCCUGCAAUGAACAUUGUGCUGAAUGCCAUCAUCAUCUGCCAUUGAAAUAUGGAACCAAAAGGAUCAUGGCUUUCAUUUUCAGAAAGCAUGCUAUAGGUGCAGGAAGGUUCCCUGGAAAACUGUAAUUUGCAUUAGUUGUAUACAGAAUAAAGGUAUCUUUGUUGAGUGUCCAUCUCAUGUACAGAUUGUAUACUACAAUCUAGUUUAAUGCAUGAAGCUUAAUGAAGUCAUUUCCGUGCGCAUUUGCUUGCA
Cornus florida is the source of this 3889-nucleotide messenger RNA. RefSeq lists its product as uncharacterized. NCBI's taxonomy places the organism in Eukaryota, Viridiplantae, Streptophyta, Magnoliopsida, Cornales, Cornaceae. Bases 535 to 3546 code for a protein of 1003 amino acids. The record is from RefSeq and is a predicted model, not a curated record. The transcript has 3 exons.